Molecule: messenger RNA, 1303 nt
Organism: Exaiptasia diaphana
Lineage: Eukaryota; Metazoa; Cnidaria; Anthozoa; Actiniaria; Aiptasiidae
Product: transcription initiation factor TFIID subunit 9B
Exons: 5
Coding region: 15-959 (314 amino acids)
Biological process (GO): DNA-templated transcription initiation; RNA polymerase II preinitiation complex assembly
Cellular component (GO): SAGA complex; transcription factor TFIID complex
Molecular function (GO): RNA polymerase II general transcription initiation factor activity; protein heterodimerization activity; transcription coactivator activity
Source: RefSeq, a predicted model, not a curated record
UGAUUAUUGAGUGAAUGUUCAAGAUGGCGGCUAGUCAAUCGAAUGGAGCAGCAGCAGCCACAAAUGACARCAAUAAACCGGCGGCUAGGAGCACUCCGAAAGAUGCUUUGGUGAUGUCGUCGAUUCUGAGAGAAAUGGGGAUUAGUGAUUAUGAACCAAGAGUUGUCAAUCARAUGUUGGAAUUCACAUAUCGCUACAUUACAACCGUCUUAGAUGAUGCCAAAGUCUACUCAACCCAUGCUGGCAAGAAGGAAAUUGAUACYGAUGAUGUCCAACUGGCUAUACAAUCUCGCCUUGAUCACUCUUACACCAGCCCUCCCCCCAGAGAUUUUCUUAUAGAAAUUGCAAGACAGAAAAACAGAGUUCCUUUACCACAAAUCCAACCAAAGAGUGGCUUAAGACUUCCRCCUGAUAGAUAUUGCUUAACAGGCAAAAACUAUAAAGUUAGAGCCCAAAAACAGCCAACAAUUCGUCCCUCACCUAUUAUUGGCAGAACCAAUUCAAUAUCAUCUUCUGUAGGAAGUACUCUUGUUAAACCAGUAACUGUUGCACAUAUAGUUAGAACWCCGUCUACCUCAGUUCCUAUAGUAACUCCAACGUCRACCUCAGUACCACAUCCACUGAUAACAACAGUAAAUAAACCAGUAUUGUCCAACCAAGUUCCACAAAUCAAGAAAGAACCAGGAACCAUUCAUUCUGUAACCACUGGGCAUGUAACAUCCUCUGCACCAUCUGCUACAUCACAGGUAAAAACGGUAGUUGUUCAAAGGCCAGCAACUGCUGCCAACCCCACAGYUGGUACUACCAAAGUUCAAACAGUAAAACAAAGUGGUAAUCCUGCAUCCAUCAUGACAGUAUCUGCUUUACCAAGCAUGGAUGAGACAGUGGCCAGUGCUCAACAACCUUUAAUAACACCACAAAAGAGAAAACUUGAUGAUGAUGAUGACUACGAUGUCUAGUUGCAUAAUAUUCUUUUAAGUAGGGCUGUUUAGGCAGUGAGAGCAAGAAGACUGUAUUAUAUAUAUAUCAUAUUAUAUUUACAGUAUUAUUGCUCAAAGAGUCGGCCAUCCAUAGGAUUUUGAUCAGUACUUGAUAUGUCCUCCCCMCUCCUUGAAAAUAGGCUUUUUACUGUAGAACAAGGUUAUGGUCAAUGAGAUAGAGUUAAUCUACAAUGUGUCAUCUUCAACUCUUCACUUUGUUUUUGCCAAACACACAUUUUGUACAAUAGAUAUAGUUCAGUUGUGAACUUGGGUCAACAUUACUGUAUAUUUUAUUGGUUUAUAUAAAACUAUAAUGUUUCCAA